Molecule: messenger RNA, 1086 nt
Organism: Annulohypoxylon truncatum
Lineage: Eukaryota; Fungi; Ascomycota; Sordariomycetes; Xylariales; Hypoxylaceae
Exons: 3
Coding region: 1-1086 (361 amino acids)
Source: RefSeq, a predicted model, not a curated record
AUGGCUCUUUACCAGAAACUCUGUAACGAGCUGAAGCUCGAGAUCAUGCAGAAAGCCGCGAUGGUACCCGGCAUGAACUUCUUCGUCAUGUAUGUCGACCGCUUUGAGGAUGCCAUGCCCGGUAACGACAUUACCACGCAGACCCCGAGAAUCCGGGCUGAGAAAAUUAUGAAUGAGGAUGGAGUGCCCGAAGACAAUUCUGCGUGGCGACAGCGCCAGAACCUCAUUAAAGUCGACGCCGCAUCGGAGAAGGUGAUGAUGAAACUUAUCAAUAGACCUUCCACCAAGAAGAUGUGGCCUCGAGCUCCAUUCCCUGAGUCCGAAAACGUCGAGGAAAACGCCUACCACUUCUGUGACGACGACAUGCUCUGUAUUCGAUUCAUCGGCAUUGUCACUGCCCCUUGGACCCGACCCGUGACGAACCCGGAGGUAUUCACGGGCAUCAAGCGCGUGUCCAUGGAGUUUGCAUUCCAGUUCGUGAACAAGAAGUACCCGGAAUACCCUUUCGAGUGCGAGUGUGAAGACGUUGAGCAUUGGGGCUUCUGUCCUAUCGUGCUAGACAAGUUCCUAGCGUACUUCCCCGAUCUCGAGAAAUUCUACUUUAUCAAGAAGCUCCUUAAGGAAGAGCUCCACCAACCCGAGUGGGCCGUCAAGCUCCUAUCUAGCAAGCGAGACCGUCAAGGCCAGAUCAAGACUAAGGGCAAGGUCGAGGUCCUUAGCCUGCCUCGCAUAACGCGCAAGCAGGUCCGCAAGCAUCACUUCAAGGAGACGUACAAGAAGUUCCGAGACAUCGCUCGACGCGAAGGCCUGGUGAGCUAUGAGGACAUGGAGCGUCACUACUACGAAGUCCGUGAGUGCGACAGCGAGGUGAUGCUUUUUCACGACGAGAUCUGGGGUCAUUUCCACAUGCUCAAGGACCUUUGGGCCACUCAGAAGAAUACCCUGAACCUAGGACAUGAGGUUAAGGAGGUUGAGCUCGGCUUGUUGGUGCACAUUGACCCUCCUCAGCCAGAACCCGUUCCGGCUCGCCGUCCGAUCAAGGCUGCUAAGUCUCAGAAGGCGAAGGCUGCUCGCAGCUCGUCUUAA